CCUCCUAGUCUUCAACCAGCGCAGGAAGAAAAGUUAUGGAAGAAGUCACAGGAGCUCAAAUAAUUGCUGAGGCGCUGAAGUCUCAGAAUGUGGAGUACAUGUUUGGCAUUGUUGGUGUGCCCAUCAUUGAGGUUGCCAUGGCUGCCCAAGUUGCUGGUAUCAAGUAUGUUGGCAUGCGCAAUGAGCAAGCAGCCUGCUACGCUGCUUCGGCAGUUGGAUAUUUGACAGGACAUCCUGCUGUGUGUCUGGUUGUGUCUGGACCGGGGCUGAUCCAUGCACUUGGUGGAAUGGCUAAUGCCAACAUGAACUGCUGGCCUGUGAUAGUCAUUGGAGGCUCCUCUGAUCGGAACCAGGAGACCACUGGAGCAUUUCAGGAAUUCCCACAGGUAGAAGCCUGUCGCCUUUACAGCAAGUUUGCAGCCCGCCCUGGCAGCCUGGCCAUGAUACCAGCUGUGGUUGAAAAGGCAGUGAGGAGCAGCAUUUACGGCCGUCCAGGAGCCUGUUAUAUAGAUAUCCCUGGAGACAUGGUGAAUGGCAGAGUGGAGCAGACCAGCGUCAGGUUCCCGUCCUGCUGCCCUCCUCCUCCAGUAAGCCUGGCUAGCAGCCAAGAGAUCGCCAAGGCCAGUAGAGUGCUCAGAGAGGCUCAGAGGCCGCUGCUCAUCAUCGGCAAAGGUGCAGCGUACGGGAGAGCAGAGAAAGGGAUCAGGGAGCUGGUGGAAGUGAUGGGGCUGCCUUUCCUGCCCACUCCGAUGGGGAAGGGUGUGCUCCCCGACGACCACCCGAGCUGUGUGUCUGCUGCCCGCUCCAGAGCUCUGUUGCAGGCCGACGUGGUGGUGCUGUUAGGUGCACGACUCAACUGGAUGCUCCACUUUGGUUUCCCUCCCAGAUUCAGCCCUCAUGUAAAAGUCAUUCAGGUGGACCUGUGUGCAGAAGAGCUGAGUAAUAACGUGAGAGCUACAGUUGCGCUGCUGGGAGAUGUCAGGGCUGUGGUGGGCCAGCUGCUGCAAAGCUUUAGGUCAGACCCAUGGAGAUAUCCAUCGGACUCUGCAUGGUGGGUGACGUUGAGAGAAAAGAUGGCUUCCAAUGCUCAGAUAUCGAAGAGGCUGGCUCUUCGGACCACUUUGCCCAUGAACUACUACACCGUGUUUCAGCACAUGGCUGAGCUGCUGCCCAGAGACUGCAUCAUCGUGAGUGAGGGAGCCAACACGAUGGACAUAGGCCGCACCAUGCUGCACAACCACUACCCCAGACACAGGCUGGACGCGGGGACGUUUGGCACCAUGGGGGUGGGGCUCGGCUUCGCCGUGGCAGCAGCUGUCCUGGAGCGCAGCCAGCAGACGGGCCGGAGGGUGGUGUGUGUGGAGGGUGACAGCGCCUUUGGCUUCUCCGGCAUGGAGGUGGAAACCAUGUGUAGGUAUAAGCUGCCUGUCAUCAUCAUCAUCAUCAACAAUAACGGCAUCUAUAGUGGAGUGGGUCCAGAGACGUGGAGGGAGAUGGAGAAGAUGGGAGAAUUGACCACUGUAGCCCCACCAGUCACGCUCCUCCCAGAGGCCCGCUAUGAGCAGGUGAUGUGCGCUUUUGGAGGUCGUGGGUAUUUGGUGCGGACGGUGGAAGAGUUGCGCUCUGCCCUUCAGCAGAGCCUGGCAGACAUAGCUAGCCCAAGCAUCCUCAAUGUGCUCAUAGACCCUGCAUCCGACCGCAAGCAGCAGGAGUUCCCCUGGCUGACACGGUCCAGCCUUUAAAGGAAGAGGUAGAAGUAUCCAAAGUGUGACACACUGGGGUCAGCUCUCUCAUUCCUAAAGACUUGCUCAAGGCCUCUGCUCAGCCUCACCACACUGGAUUUUGAAUUAACAUUUAUAAUAAUGGGGAAAAAAAUCAGCUAAUAAUUAAAAUGGUGUUUUAUCCUACAUAUAUUACUAAUUCCACAGUGGCCUUGUCUGUAGAAAACUGCUUGAUGUGUCUGACCUUGGGGAUCUGUCUUCCUGCUGAGUUUAUUUCCAGAGUUACCGCAAUACACAUCCAGCCAAUAAAGUUGAUCGAGGAGAUCUGACUCCUGAGGGGGGUGGGUGUGUAUGGGUGGGUGAAGAGCAGAUCCCCAGUAGCAGGACUGAGCUCCCCUGAUCUGGACCAGUGUUUCCUCUCACUGUUUAUUUCUCAUGCCUGAGUCACCUGCCCAUUAACAACAGUUAAUGGGUCUCUGCUCAAACACCUAAUAGAGGUCUACAGGGGCUUCAAAUUGUGUCUCAGUUGCGUUAGUGCAGGAAUUAAAGCACGUUGCCCAAAUCACAGUCCUCGAGUUCCAGAUCCGACCAUUUCUUUCCACUUUCUUUUCACCUAGGAGUCAGGCGUGAUGCCAAAGUGGUGACAAACCAGUUACAUUAAUCAUUUAAUCAACUACAAUGUGUUACAAAAUCCAGAACAGGAUCUAGAUUUGAGCUGCUGUAGCAUAAUCCACGUCUUUUAAACUAUAAUGUAGGUGGCAGCGUAUUGUUCACCACAAAGUGUAUCCGUUCAGUAUUAGGGUUUUGUUUGUUUUUUAAAAAAACCAGUCUAAUUCCUGAGAGAGAUUUGCUCCUUCCACAUGACUCUUGCUUACCAGUUGACUAAACCUGUGGCUGUUUUACUGAAUUACUGGCAGGUCAUCUCUUUAUGGCCGCAACUCAUCCUUUGUCCACCACUGUCUGCUGCUUCAAGGGAACAGAGAUCAAUUAUCCACAGAGUGGCACAUCUGCCCUCAACUACCACACUGAUGUCUGCCUGACCAGCAGAGGCCCCUUCCUUAGAAAAUAUAGUCUUAAAAUAUCUUUAGGAGGUAAACACCAUAAACAUUUGUCUUUAUAACACCGGUAUUGAGAUGGUGCUGUGAGAUUAUACUAAUUGCUGAAUUUGACCCAUAAAUUAAGAAUUAUGAGGUUUAAGUGUAUGUAAAUGUAAUGGUGCCGCUUUGAUGUCUGUAGCAGAGGUAGAAAGGCUGGCGUGGGCUCUGGUUAAACUCGGUUCAACCUCCAGUCAAUUACAGCAAGCCUUCCUGUCCUCUGCUUCCUUUCUGUCGUAGACUAUUACCUCACUCUCUAAAGGAGAGCAGAGGAAAAUUCACCUUCCUUAGUCAUGAUGCAAGACUUCCACUUGCAAGUGCAAACAGCACUGAAGAGUCAUUAAUUUAAAAAAAAAAGCAGCUCUGUACAGUGAUUUAGUGGAGUAAUUUUGUACUUGUGGCAAUAGCUGUUUGAAUAAAUGCAUGUGGGUUUGGGUUUU
Molecule: messenger RNA, 3255 nt
Organism: Electrophorus electricus (electric eel)
Lineage: Eukaryota; Metazoa; Chordata; Actinopteri; Gymnotiformes; Gymnotidae
Gene: hacl1
Product: 2-hydroxyacyl-CoA lyase 1
Biological process (GO): fatty acid alpha-oxidation
Cellular component (GO): peroxisome
Molecular function (GO): catalytic activity; magnesium ion binding; thiamine pyrophosphate binding
Source: RefSeq, a predicted model, not a curated record